AUGAUCGACUCACUCCCAGUCCUGCCUCCUCCUCCUCCCUCCCCUUUCCCCCCCCCCCCCCCCCCCCCCCCCCCCUCCCCCCCCCCCCCGCGGCGGCUUCGACCUCUCCCCGGGCCGCCUCCUCCUCCCCCCCCCCCUUUCCCCCCCCCCCCAGUCAUCUCGCACACCAUGCGCCAAACCCUCCGCCGGUCUUGUGCUGCGUGUGCAAAGUCUAAACACAGCUGCGACCUCCGCACGCCACGGUGUUCCCGCUGCAUCAAGCGCAAGGUCCUGUGCGCCUAUGCCAACGAACCCUUGACGGCAUUGACGGCAGCGACGGCAGCUCCCGGGCCGGCGCCCGGGGGUGGUGGCGGCGCAACAUCAUCGCCGGCCCCUCCGCUGGACGGAUUGGGUGCUUUGACAAAAUACAGAUUCGGAUCUCUUGAUCCCUUUGACUCGUAUCCUCAGACCAGACUUCCACGGGAGCAAGUACAACGUCUCAUUCACAGCUUUCUCCACAAGAUCGCGUUCGAAUAUUACCCGCUAGAUCUGAACGCGACGUCCAAUCCAUUUCUUGUCUCCUGGUGGCCGCUGGCUCUAGGUGAUCCAGCUUUAUUCCACGUCUCUCUGCAGACAGCAUGUCUUGACGAAGAGUUAUUAGCGCAGAAGGGAUUCCAAUCAUCCGAGAUCCUCAUGGCCGAUUCCGUCGCUCUACUUCGCCGCAAGGUCCAAGAUGACUCGUUAGCUAUUCAAGACGGGACCAUGAAUUCUGUCAUCACUUUGGCAGCAAUCGAGUUUGGCAAAGGCAACAAUCGAGUUAGCGAAAUGCACGUAAAUGGAGUAAAGAGACUUGUUAAUAUGAGGGGAGGCAUCAAUUCAGUACGACAGACUAGUCCCCUUACUGCAAGGAUGGUCAGCUGGUACGUUGAAAUUGCCAUGUCGGCACGUCCAAGAUCUCGUGUUAACCGACUCCGAAGGGUGUCGAUGAUUGUUACCGGUCUGCCUCAGUUCGAGACGCAGAACGACGCAGGUAUUGGCGACGGCGUGCCUGCUCCUCCAGAAUGGCAAAUGGACCCCACCGUUUUCGACAAUGAAUUGUCCCAACUUAAUGCUGUUGAGAUAGAUAACGAGGUCAAAAACGUACUGACAAGGCUUGGAAGUAUUUUCUGGCGAGCAAAGAGAGUACCACUCCAGCCAACGCGACUACAUGAUCUUGCUUGUUUCGUCAUACACCGACUCUUGCUCUCAGCGCCGGGCACAACAGAACCUCAUUCGCCAACCAGUGAAAGCAUCCGACUCGGUAUCAUACUCUACAUGUUCAUCAUUCAAGGACCGACAUAUUACUCCCAUGCUGUCAUUUUCAAUACGACCGUCAAUCGACUCAUGGAGAAUCUCAAGGAGCUUGAGCCAUACGCUCACUCCCGCAACACCCUCUACAUUUGGUUCCUGACCGUAGGCAUGGUUGCCUCGCACGGAACAGAGCACUACAGCUGGUUGACUGACAGGGCGAGAACCAUCAUGUCAUUGACGCCAGUAGAAAGCUGGGAUGGUGUGCUUCAGCACGUCAAGAGCGUUCUCUGGCUAGAAACAUUACACGGUGAAGAUAUUUUCCGACCACAUUGGGAUGUCAUUUUGGCGGCCGAAAUACCGCGAAGCCAGCCGAACUUGAGACUGAGCCAACCACCCUGA
This is a messenger RNA of Colletotrichum orchidophilum, 1668 nucleotides long. RefSeq lists its product as uncharacterized. Gene Ontology annotation, biological process: regulation of DNA-templated transcription. Bases 1 to 1668 code for a protein of 555 amino acids. Gene Ontology annotation, molecular function: zinc ion binding; DNA-binding transcription factor activity, RNA polymerase II-specific. The transcript is spliced from 3 exons. The record is from RefSeq and is a predicted model, not a curated record. Lineage: Eukaryota; Fungi; Ascomycota; Sordariomycetes; Glomerellales; Glomerellaceae.